AUGUCUCAAUCUUUCUUGCCUCCUUCCAAAGAACAUAUGCAAAUGAGAGUCUGCCCUCGAUUCAGACCCUUUCUUAAAACCGAUGAAGAAUGUAGGAAUGGAGAAGAUAAACCAAAAACAAGUGUUGCGUUUCAUAAGAAUGGAAAAAACUUUCUCAUCAAGAAUGGUCUUUCUGAACCAUUAGAGUUUUCAUUUGACAAAUUUCUCAAGUCAACUGCCACACAAGAAGAAACUUUCAGCUCGACUUAUGGACAUGAGGUUCUACAGCGAGUGCUUGAUGGAUUUAAUUGCACAAUCUUUUCGUAUGGAGCUCAGGAUACAGGAAAAUCAUUUACCUUAUUUGGAAAGUCAGUGGUGGCUGCCAAUCAUCAUGCUGGAUUUGCAGUCCGUUUAACAAGAGCUUUAUUUGAUUACAUUGUUCACAAAUCACCUCCUGAAAUUGAAUUUUCAGUUUCAUUGACAGCAUUUGAAACACACGGAAAUGAAAAUGGUGACACCAUCAUGACCGAUUUAUUGAUUGGAGAAAAUGAAAAAAGAUCUUCACAUUUGGAAGUUUUGGUCAAUGAUGAAACGAAUACAGUAGAAGUGACAGGUCUUCAUGAAGAAUUUGUCACGAGUGAGAAUGAAUUUUUCCAAAUUGUGAAUAAGGCACUCGAAAAAGCCGCGAGAGAGCCCUCAACGGUCUUUAUCGAAAUUAAGGUCUUGCAAAGUGAUCCAGCAACCAAGAUCACAAAAGAAUCUCGUGUCACAAUCAUUGACUUUGAUUCGGAGUCACCCUCUGAUGAACACCGAAAAAUCCACAAAGAUGGAUGUUACACAUUACGACAAAUGGUGGAAGCCAUUCAUGCUGAAACAGAUGAUUUUGAUUACUUUGCAACAACGCUUCGUUGUUUGCUCUUUUCACGUAUUUUUGUGAAUUCCAUUUGUUAUGCAUUCAUUACCUUGUCACCCUCAGCCAUUAGCUCCGUAAUUACCAAGUACACCAUUCCAAGUUUAAAAUUGGCUUCAAAACUUUAUGAAUUAUCGAGUGAAGUGUCUCCCAAUUUGAUUCGAAUCGAUGACGAGGAACGUAAGAAAGCAUUGGAACAAAGUAAGAAUGAAGAGAAUCAACCUUCCACAACAACUUCACCUAACCAAGCACCUGAAACUCCUUCCACACCUCGUGAAUCCAUUGUUCUCGAAGAGACAGAACAGUACAAAAAGUUACUUGCAGAACGAAAUUCACUUCAAGACGAUGUCUCAGCUCUCAAAAUUCAAGUUGAAACUCUCAAAGCACAAUUGUCCAAAGAGGAUGAAAAGAAUAGUCAAGCAAGAAAACAACUUGUUCAACUGGAAAAUGCACUCAAUGAAACGACCAAGCAACUCAAAGAGGUUUCUCUGUUGAAAGAUUCACUUCAAAAAGAGAAGGAAAAAUUCCAAGAAAUUCUAGCACAAUCUCAUCAAGAAAUUCAAACACUAAAACAACAAUUAAUUGAAGAAGAAUCCAAAAGAGAAGAAAUGGGUGACAAAAUUGCAGAAGUUGAAGAUUUGAAAAAGACCAUUCAAAAACUUCAAACUCAACUUUCGAGCUCUAGUUCUGAGUCUCCAGUAUUCACACAAAAAAAGGAAGAAACCAAUUUGGAGGCUCUCUCUGUUGCAAGAACUCAAUACGAUGAAAUGAAACAAAUGUAUUAUGAGCUUCUUGAUAAGGUCGAUGAAUUGGAAAAGAAAAAUAUUGAAUUGGAAGAAGAGAAAAUUGCGACUGAAUCGAAAACCAUUCCAUUGGACGAUCCUUCGAACACUCUCAUUGAAAAACUCAAAAACAAGAACAGAAUCUUGAUGGAACAAUUGAAUGCAUCAAAACGAGAAAAUAUCAAAACUCGUGAAAAGUCAUCAGAAAGUAUUCUCAAGAGUUUGGAUGUCAAAUUAGACGAACUGAAAAACAUUGUCAAUCAAUACAAGGAGACAGCUCAAAAACAACUUUUAGCAACCAUGUCCUCUUAUGAAGAGACUUCACAACAAGAUAAAGCCACUAUUCAAAAAUUGAAAUUGAACAUCACAGAUCUCACCAACAAACUCAACACUGCCAGAAAGAAGAACACUGAAAUGGAAAUUUCCAGAAUGAAAUGGCAAGAAGGUGAGAAGUAUGCCAAACAAAGAGUGGUCACACUUGAAAAGGAAUUAGAAGAGUUGAAGGUUAAAUCCAACGAAAAAGAAAAACUUCUUUCCGAUGAACUUGAAAAACUCAAAGUUGAAGUGGUUACUGCCAAAGAUACUGAAAUUCUCACACUCAAAGAUGAAAUUUCAAGAAUGGAGAAGGAAAAUGGAGAAUUGACUUACAAGUUGAAGAAAGCAAAGGUCAAUCGAAAGAAAACAGUUGUUGCAUUGCAACAAGCUCAAGAACAGCACGCACUUUUAUUAUUGCAAGAAAAGGAAAGAAACGAAACUCUGGAGCGUGAAAUUAAAUUCCUCAAGAAGUAUACAGGUGUGAAAAUGGAUACAUUCUCAAAGAAGAAUGACGACUCUGUGACACAACCUAAAAAGUUGAACACUAUUUUAACAGCAUCUUCUCGACAAAAAGAAUUGCUUGCUAAACGUCUCUCUGUGACCAUCAGCAAGACACAGUCGCAACAAAUAAGCGCCUUACAACAGCAACUCAGCUUGAUGAAUCCAUUGGGAUCCAAUUCACCAAGAGGUAACAAUAAUGACUUGAGAGGUACACCAAUUUCUCGUGAAAAUUCAAAAACUUCCAUAGUCAGUACAGAGGAAGAAGAAUACGAUGCCAAAUCACCUCGAUAUAAGAAAUUGAGCUCUUCUACAAGUAACUUGAAUGAAGUACAGGGAUAUCUUGAAAAACGAUCUCCCAAACUUAAUCUUUACAAACGAAGAUAUUUCAGACUGGAUGGAAGCUUUUUAUUUUAUUAUGUGGAUGAUGUUGAGACAAAGCCAGUAGGAUCGAUUGAUCUCAAAACAGCCACCAUUGAAAUGUCUCCAGAAAAGAGUGGAAAGAAGAGAUUUGUAUUUAAAGUGGAAAUUCCAGCAAAACCAUAUUAUCUCUCUUGCACCACUGCAGAGGAACGAGAAAUGUGGUACAGUGCCAUUAGCAAUAUUAUUAAAAUUUCUAAAAACUAG
Molecule: messenger RNA, 3111 nt
Organism: Naegleria fowleri
Lineage: Eukaryota; Heterolobosea; Eutetramitea; Acrasida; Naegleriidae
Exons: 4
Coding region: 1-3111 (1036 amino acids)
Biological process (GO): microtubule-based movement
Cellular component (GO): kinesin complex; microtubule
Molecular function (GO): microtubule binding; ATP hydrolysis activity; microtubule motor activity
Source: RefSeq, a predicted model, not a curated record